CUCAAAGGCUUGAACUUUCGAGCAGUCAAAAUCUCAAAACCCAAACCCUAAAGCAAAUGCUUUAAACAGAGAGAAGAAGGUCCUAGACCUAAGAGGAAGCAGAGAGUGGGAAGUAGAGGAGAAGAGAAGCGAAGUGCGAUUGUGAAGUUGAGAGUGUGUUGGUGGAAAUGGCGCUCGCAUUCGAUGAGUAUGGGCGGCCAUUCAUAAUACUGAGGGAGCAGGAGCAGAAGACCCGAUUGAGAGGCCUCGAUGCUCAGAAAGCCAACAUUUCCGCUGGCAAAGCCGUCGCUCGGAUCCUCCGGACUUCUCUCGGACCCAAGGGCAUGGACAAGAUGCUCCAGAGCCCCGAUGGUGAAGUCACCGUCACAAAUGAUGGCGCAACAAUUCUGGAGCAGAUGGAUGUCGACAAUCAAAUUGCAAAGUUGAUGGUUGAACUAUCCCAGAGCCAGGACUAUGAAAUUGGUGAUGGGACAACUGGAGUCGUUGUGUUGGCUGGUUCACUUUUAGAGCACGCUGAGCGGCUAUUGGAGCGUGGUAUUCACCCCAUACGGGUUGCAGAGGGAUAUGAAAUGGCAUCUAGAAUAGCUUUCGAUCAUUUGCAGCAUAUAUCACAGAAAUUUGAAUUUGGGCUGGAUAACAUAGAGCCUCUAGUUCGAACUUGCAUGACUACUUUAUCAUCCAAGAUUGUGAAUCGGUGCAAGCGCGACCUUGCUGAGAUUGCUGUGAAAGCAGUUCUUGCUGUUGCAGAUUUAGAGAGGAAGGAUGUGAAUCUAGAUCUGAUAAAAGUAGAGGGGAAAGUAGGGGGUAAGUUGGAAGAUACUGAGCUGGUAUAUGGUAUUCUAAUCGACAAGGAUAUGAGCCAUCCACAAAUGCCAAAGCGAAUUGAAGAUGCAAAAAUUGCUAUCUUGACUUGCCCAUUUGAGCCACCGAAGCCAAAGACAAAACAUAAGGUUGAUAUUGAUACAGUGGAAAAGUUUCAGACUCUACGUCUGCAAGAACAGAAGUACUUUGAUGACAUGGUCCAACAAUGCAAGGAUGUGGGUGCUACCUUGGUCAUUUGUCAAUGGGGAUUUGAUGAUGAAGCAAAUCACCUAUUGAUGCACAGGAACUUGCCUGCUGUCAGAUGGGUUGGUGGUGUAGAGUUGGAACUAAUUGCAAUAGCUACAGGCGGAAGAAUUGUGCCCAGGUUUCAAGAAUUGACACCCGAUAAGCUAGGAAAGGCCGGUAUAGUUCGUGAAAAAUCAUUUGGCACAACAAAAGAUCGAAUGCUGUACAUUGAACACUGUGCAAAUUCAAGGGCUGUGACCAUAUUCAUCCGUGGAGGUAACAAAAUGAUGAUAGAGGAGACUAAACGCAGCAUCCAUGAUGCACUGUGCGUUGCUAGGAAUCUGAUCCGCAACAACUCAAUCGUCUAUGGUGGUGGCUCAGCAGAGAUAUCUUGCUCUGUUGCUGUAGAGGCAGCUGCAGAUAAAUACCCAGGAGUUGAACAAUAUGCCAUUAGAGCAUUUGCAGAUGCUUUGGAUUCUGUCCCCAUGGCACUUGCAGAGAACAGUGGCCUUCAACCCAUUGAAACGCUAUCUGCAGUGAAAUCCCAGCAGAUUAAGGAGAACAAUCCCCACUGCGGAAUAGACUGCAAUGAUGUUGGCACUAAUGACAUGCGCGAGCAGAAUGUGUUUGAGACUUUAAUUGGGAAGCAGCAGCAAAUCUUACUGGCAACACAAGUUGUCAAGAUGAUACUGAAAAUAGAUGAUGUUAUUUCCCCCUCUGAUUUCUGAUAGUCUCUGCGGCUCAUGCUUUGUUUUACCUGCGAAUGAAUUUUAUGUAAUUUUUGUGGCUUGAUUUGGUAUUUUGACUCACUUGGAACAUAUGAUAUUCUCCCUUGAGGAAACUUGUUUGUAGAAUCUGGAGUGGUUUUCACUGGUUGUAGCAUGAUCACUCCUCUGCCUUAAUGCAUCGCUGUUUUUGUUGUUCAACGUCUGAA
Messenger RNA from Prunus avium (sweet cherry), 1981 nucleotides. Its product is annotated as T-complex protein 1 subunit epsilon. Gene Ontology annotation, biological process: protein folding. Lineage: Eukaryota; Viridiplantae; Streptophyta; Magnoliopsida; Rosales; Rosaceae. The record is from RefSeq and is a predicted model, not a curated record. Gene Ontology annotation, molecular function: ATP hydrolysis activity; ATP-dependent protein folding chaperone; ATP binding.